Hyaena hyaena (striped hyena) is the source of this 630-nucleotide messenger RNA. It is a transcript of the gene SMIM23, whose product is annotated as small integral membrane protein 23. NCBI's taxonomy places the organism in Eukaryota, Metazoa, Chordata, Mammalia, Carnivora, Hyaenidae. The record is from RefSeq and is a predicted model, not a curated record. The coding region runs from base 73 to 495 and encodes 140 amino acids. The transcript has 4 exons.
GAAGGAGGAGGGCGCCCCUCUGCCUGGCAGGUGGGGGUACCCAGCUCCACCCAGGCAGCCUGACCCGAGGCCAUGGUGAUCCAACAGGUAGGCGGCAGAGGGAGCGUGGCAGCUGAGCUUCUGGACAGGAGAAGGGGCAGUCGCUGCGAGGACAAGAAACAGACGCUGUUGGCAUUGCUGAUCUUGGUACUGUACGUGGGCACAGGAAUAUCAGGAAGAAGUUGGGAGGUGUCAGAAAGGAUCAGAGAAUGUAACUAUCCCCAGAAUCCUGUGGCUUCCCAGGGAUUUGAAUACCAGUCCAAUGAACCCGUAGAAGAGCCAAUAAAGGUCAUCAGGACCUGGUUGAAGGAAAACUUGCAUGUUUUCUUGGAGAAGCUAGAAAAAGAGGUGCGAGAGCUCGAGCAGCUGGUGCGGGACCUGGAGGAGUGGUUAGAUGCCCUUCUGGGAGAGGGGUGCCCCGAGGAUCCCUGCUCCAACUUCAAGAGCCACUUGUGAGGGCCCAGGGCUGGACCCUGGGGAGGCCGCCGAGUGGAAGCGGGGGGAAGGCUUGCCGGGGCCCCUCUGAUAAGAGCUGAGCUAUGACGCCUGAAUUUCAGAGCAGGCAAGAAAAUAAAAUAGUUGAGACCCUAA